Messenger RNA from Equus caballus (horse), 10302 nucleotides. RefSeq names its product FER tyrosine kinase (gene FER). Gene Ontology annotation, molecular function: non-membrane spanning protein tyrosine kinase activity; ATP binding. The record is from RefSeq and is a predicted model, not a curated record. Lineage: Eukaryota; Metazoa; Chordata; Mammalia; Perissodactyla; Equidae. Gene Ontology annotation, biological process: Fc-epsilon receptor signaling pathway; regulation of mast cell degranulation; cell adhesion.
CAUUGGCUGUGGCGGCCCCCGUGACGCGGGGUGGCGACUGGCUCCCGUGUCUGAGGGGCUCCUGCUUGUCAGGUUCUAGCUCAUGUUUUCUGGCUAGACCUAUGAUCAUUCCCGUGAGACUUCACUGCACGUUUUCUCAAGUGUCUUCCUCAUCUCUAAUGUGUAAUCCUUCAACAUGGACCUGCUACUUUAGCUAAGAUAUGACCAUCAAUGAAUAGUAGUAAGGCAGCUGAAUAUUUUAUUCAAACAGCCACUGUUUCUGACUUCUCUCAGUAUUGAUGCAUACAAAAGAUAUGUGCUGAUUAGAAGGCUCACUUGUGCAGUGUGGAGGAUAAGAGAGUGCCUUACAAAAUGGGGUUUGGGAGUGACCUGAAGAAUUCACAUGAAGCUGUGUUAAAACUGCAAGACUGGGAAUUACGGUUACUGGAAACAGUGAAGAAAUUUAUGGCCCUGAGAAUAAAAAGUGAUAAAGAAUAUGCAUCUACUUUACAGAACCUUUGUAAUCAAGUUGAUAAGGAAAGUACUAUCCAAAUGAAUUAUGUCAGCAAUGUAUCUAAGUCUUGGCUACUUAUGAUUCAGCAGACGGAACAACUUAGUAGGAUAAUGAAGACACAUGCAGAGGACCUAAAUUCUGGACCCUUGCACAGGCUAACCAUGAUGAUCAAAGACAAGCAACAGGUGAAGAAAAGUUAUAUAGGUGUUCAUCAGCAGAUAGAGGCAGAGAUGAUCAAGGUUACAAAGACCGAAUUAGAGAAAUUAAAAUCUAGCUAUAGACAGUUGAUAAAAGAAAUGAAUUCUGCCAAAGAGAAAUAUAAAGAAGCUUUAGCUAAAGGGAGAGAAACAGAAAAGGCCAAGGAACGUUACGACAAAGCCACAAUGAAACUUCAUAUGUUACAUAAUCAGUAUGUAUUGGCAUUGAAAGGGGCACAGCUUCAUCAGAAUCAAUAUUAUGACACCACACUUCCUUUGCUUCUGGACUCCUUACAAAAAAUGCAAGAAGAAAUGAUAAAAGCACUAAAAAGUAUAUUUGAUGAAUACAGCCAGAUAACCAGUCUUGUUACAGAGGAAAUAGUGAAUGUCCAUAAAGAGAUUCAAAUGUCGGUUGAACAGAUAGAUCCUAGCACAGAAUACAAUAAUUUCAUAGAUGUUCACAGAACAACGGCUGCUAAAGAGCAAGAAAUUGAGUUUGAUAUUUCCUUACUAGAAGAAAAUGAAAAUCUUCAGGCAAAUGAGAUUAUGUGGAAUAAUUUAACGGCAGAAAGUUUGCAAGUAAUGUUGAAAACCUUAGCAGAAGAACUUAUGCAGACACAGCAGAUGCUUUUAAAUAAGGAGGAGGCUGUCCUGGAAUUAGAGAAGAGAAUUGAGGAAUCUUCUAAGACCUAUGAAAAGAAGUCUGAUAUUGUGCUUCUGUUAAGCCAAAAACAGGCACUUGAAGAGCUGAAACAGUCAGUCCAGCAGCUGAGAUGUACUGAGGCAAAGUUUACAGCGCAGAAAGAAUUACUAGAGCAAAAAGUGCAAGAAAAUGAUGGGAAAGAGCCACCUCCAGUAGUAAAUUAUGAAGAAGAUGCACGAUCAGUUACAUCUAUGGAAAGAAAGGAGAGGCUAUCCAAAUUUGAGUCUAUUCGUCAUUCAAUUGCUGGAAUAAUUAGGUCUCCAAAAUCUGCACCGGGCUCUUCAACAUUCUGUGAUGCGAUCCCCAUAAGUGAGAAGCCACUGGCAGAACAGGACUGGUACCAUGGUGCAAUUCCCAGAAUAGAAGCGCAAGAUCUGUUAAAACAGCAAGGAGACUUCUUGGUGCGAGAGAGUCAUGGGAAACCUGGUGAAUAUGUCCUUUCUGUAUUUUCUGAUGGACAAAGGAGACACUUUAUCAUACAAUUUGUUGAUAAUAUGUAUCGAUUUGAAGGCACUGGGUUUUCAAACAUCCCUCAACUUAUAGAUCAUCACUAUACAACAAAACAGGUCAUCACGAAGAAAUCAGGUGUAGUUCUGCUGAAUCCUAUUCCUAAGGAUAAGAAAUGGGUUCUCAAUCAUGAAGAUGUCACAUUGGGAGAAUUACUGGGCAAGGGAAAUUUCGGUGAAGUAUAUAAGGGCAUAUUAAAGGAUAAAACUGCUGUUGCUGUUAAAACAUGUAAAGAAGAUCUUCCUCAGGAACUGAAAAUAAAAUUUUUACAAGAAGCCAAAAUUCUCAAGCAAUAUGAUCAUCCCAAUAUUGUCAAACUUAUAGGAGUUUGCACACAAAGACAGCCUAUCUACAUCAUUAUGGAACUGGUUCCAGGAGGUGAUUUCCUCUCCUUUCUGAGAAAGAAGAAGGAUGAAAUAAAACUCAAACAAUUAGUGAAAUUUGCAUUAGAUGCUGCUUCUGGUAUGUCCUAUCUCGAGAGUAAAAACUGUAUACACAGGGAUCUUGCUGCAAGAAACUGCCUGGUAGGUGAAAAUAAUGUUCUGAAAAUCAGUGAUUUUGGAAUGUCUCGUCAAGAAGAUGGUGGAGUAUAUUCAUCCUCAGGCUUAAAGCAGAUUCCCAUUAAAUGGACAGCACCAGAAGCUCUUAAUUAUGGAAGAUACAGUUCUGAGAGUGACGUGUGGAGCUUUGGCAUCCUCCUCUGGGAGACCUUCAGCUUAGGGGUCUGCCCGUACCCUGGAAUGACAAAUCAGCAAGCACGGGAGCAAGUGGAAAGAGGAUACCGAAUGUCAGCCCCUCAGCAUUGUCCAGAGGACGUUUUUAAAAUUAUGAUGAAAUGUUGGGAUUAUAAACCUGAAAACCGCCCCAAGUUCGGUGAACUGCAGAAAGAGCUCACUGUCAUCAAGAAGAAAAUCACAUAGUGACAGAAGCGCAAACAGCCUUCAGGACUCGGUCCUCUAGCAGAGUGAUAGUGUUCUUCUCGUUAACAAUGAGUUUAUACCACGUUACCUGCAACAGUCUUCUAAGGUUAUUUUUUUUAUUAACUGUUUUUUAAAGUAUGUGCCACUUUAAAAAAAAAAGUCAAAGGCAAGUGCAUUCAAGAAACAGACAGUCCUGCCAAGGGCUUGUUUAGCUCACCACAGCAAGCCUGCCAUUUCAGGCCGUUGUACAUAGAAAAGCACAGCUCUAAAUGAGAGGUGACACAUCUCUCCUUUUCACACCAGGACCACUAAUGUUUCUCCGAGGUUUCUACUUCAGGCACAGUUCAUGGGCUGCUGUCCUAUGCCACAGACCCUAUUCAGUCGGUGCUAUAUGCUGCAUUGGUAAUGCCGUGUUUGCAUGACACAUUCCAACCAAAGUUGGCUUUCUGCUCUGCCAAGGCAAGGUCACUUUUGUAAACAUCAUUUUAUAUUGGGAAUUAUUUGGGCCUCCUAGGGUUUUUCUUUUCUUUCUUUCUAGAAAUAAUAAGCACAGUGUGAGAAUCAUCACAUCCUUUAUUGUUAGUAAGGCUGUCAUUUCCCUCCUCCUUGGUCGGGGCAUCAGAAAAUGAUGCAUGAAACGUCCUCAGAGAGCACACCCUUAGAGUUGAGGCAACAGCUUUUAAAGGAUGUUUUAGAGAGCUGUGACCACAAGAAGUCAGUAUGAACAGGAGAGUGGUCUGGAGGACGGAGCAGCUAAAGUAGUGAUCAGAGAGGAGAAAAAACAGAAAGUAUAAAAUCUGCUUUCUCAUCAGAGUUAUCCCUUUACACACACACACACACACACACACACACACCCUUUUUAUUUUAUGAUCUGAAUUCACGAGAAAGGUUUUAAGAAAUGUUUUCAGGAGUUCGUAGAUAGAGCCUUCUUAAUGGCAACACGGUUUUUUUUGAAGAAACUGCAAAGCACAAGUCCAUAGAAAUAACAGGAUACUUUUGGUUAAGUAUCUUCCCUUCAGCGGAGAUACCCCAGAAUUUAAUUCCCUUCAUUUCUGCCAGUUUUCAGAGCUGUCAUAAUGUCAUGAUCCUAGUUCAUAAACACAUUCAUGUGUGUACACGUGCACGUGUGCACACACACAUACACUACCAAGAAGCAAGGCAGGUGUGAAAGGAGUAAACGGUUGAGAAAUCAGAUGAGCAUUAUUGAGGAGAAGGACAUAGGGACAGCCCUCCUAUUUCCCCUCUCCCUUUCCUUUACCCUCAUACUGCUGCCUGGAAAUCCCUAUCAUUAGCUGACAGGUCUGCAAGCACAGUUCUGGAGACGCUUCAUAUGAAUAAUAUGUAACACAGAGUUAAAACUGUUGAGCUGAAUCUUAACCAUCCAGGGAACUUACCCCAUGUUCUGUAUAUAGUUGCCUCUCAGGAUAAAUAUGUGUGUAAGAGAUGGUCAUGCUCAGGGGUAAAUGUGGCUUGGGAGCUUUUAUUAAGUGUUCAGGCCUGUGUCCAGAUAAAUAGCACCUUAGUGAUUAUUUGGUCUACAUCAUUGCGAGAGCUUAUGGGAUAGAAAAUUCCUCCUGCCCUCUCCAACUGUUUGCUGCCUAUAAAUAUCAUUGCACAGGACUCAGACCCAGUACUUUAAAGAAUAUAGAGGAUGAAAAUAAAGAGAAAAAUGGCUUGUGUCUAUCAUUUCAAUCUCCUUGCAAGUUUUGUACACAUUUAAUGAGCAUUACAUCCAGACUAAAAUGAAAGCAUGAUAAACUUGCUCUCAAAAAUAUAUUGCAAUAUACAGAGCAACUUUUUUUUAAUCAGCAUUGUUUCCCUUCUGUCAAAUAUUGUAAAUAAAUGGAACCUUCUUUUGAUGGCAUAUAUUGUGAUAAAUCAAAGCAUGGACUCAUGAAUUAAGAUUAAGUGCUAGGGUCUUCAGACACUUGCCAGCCUGCAAAAAUAAGAAUAAGAUGGCGACAUUUCCACUCUUUAUUAAUAUCUCCAAGUGAAUCUCUCCGUAAUAUUCUUUGUUUAAAGAAAACAGCCUCCCAUCACUUAGCAGCCUCAAUGCUAAGCUCUCAGCAAGGAGAGAAAAUGAUGGUUUGGGCUUUAAUUUUGUGAACAAGACCUGAAGCUUAAUCUUUUCAUUCUCGUGUAAAGAAUGAACAUGGCAUUGAUAUUUCACUCAUCCAGGCUGUUAGAAUUUGCAAUUCACAUCAUAACUCUGUGCUUAAAUUAAAGAAGCUUUUCAAAACAUCGUGACAUCUGCAGCAUUUAAAUUCUGUUUUAUUCUUUGUCCCAAAGCAGGCAGUUGUAUAGUUCAGGAUUAAUAAGUCACUGGGAGUCUUUCAGGAUCAUAGCAGUUGUAUAGAAUGUUAAAUUUAAUAUAGGCAGAUGCAUUAAGGAAAACUUACGCAAACCAUUUUUUACUGUUAAUUUUGUUGUGCUUGAAGCAUAAUUUAUUCAUCCCUUCUGUCACUGAUAAUUAUUGGAAUUAUGUACUUUAGGAGGCUAAUCCAUACCCAAAAAGCACACAUAUAAAUACUGUUCUGAAUUUGCAAGUUAAUGUAGGGAAAGAAGGCUUCAGAAAUAUACAAAAUCCUAUGGCUUGUUUAGUAAGAAAACAGUUGUAACCAAAAUUGCCACUGGUCUGAAUGUAAUUAAGCCAGGUCACAAAUCUUUGUGCUGUUAAUGGAUUUUCCAAGAGUUGCAUAUAUCAAUCCUAUACAGUUCCUGCCAUAAUUCCUUAAAUUUAUCAAUAUGGAGUCAGGGGCAGGUAAACCCAGGCAGUCUGACUCUCACCUGCAUUUUUCUAUCUUGAAUCACCAAGGAGUCUUUACAAGAGACAUUUAGGUAGUUCAUCAUUUUUCAAGGAAAGACAUCUUUUAAUGUCAAAUUAACGUUUAUUUCCAAUAUGUGAAACCUAAAAUUAAUUUUGUAUUCCAUGUAAUCUAAGGUUGCUUCCCAAAGCCAACAUAUUCUUUCUUUUACAGGAAAAUAAUAAUAAAGGAUUAACAAGUUUUGUUUAAACUUUCAAAUUCAGAGGCUUUAUUUCAGUAGCCCAUCCUGCCUCUAGGUUCCUAGUAAUGGUCUCAUGUAAACAUUUCUCUUUUAUCUCCAAAAUUUGAUUUUGCAAUAAAGUUCUUCAUCCAUAAUUCACCAUUUUAUCACAAAUACAAUAUUCUUGAAACAUCUUACCACAUCAGUAUAGAACAUGAGCCUAAUUGUAUUAGCUAUUUUUCAGUGUACAAUUUACAAUUGUUUUUCAUUUGAGUGUUGUUUUUAAAAGAAAAGAAAAUGUUUAGUCAUUUAAAUAGUCUUAAUUUCCUUUAAACCACAGUAUGGUUUUCUUGUCUAUGUUAUACUCAUGUUUCAGUUUUGCCAUGCAGUUUUAUAUAAAGUUUGGCUAAUACCACCAAAAUAACUAUGGCUUCACAAUACUGGUGUGAAAUUGUGUCAAGAAGAAAGUGUUUUAAUUACAAUAUAUGUCACACACUGAGGACCUCGUAGUGGUGUAAAGAUAAAAAGUAGAAUGCAAAAAUACAUGUCUAGAUCAUAUAUUGCUGUCAUUCAGAGAUGUGUCAGUCACUCUCCUUUAGAAUUCAUUCUUGUGAGUCAUCAGAUUUUAAAAGUACCUGAAAACCUUACUUAGUAUACUCUGGGUACACUGUUUUGUGGCCUUGUACCCUUUGAAGUAAGAUUAAUUGAUACUUUCUGAAAAGUUUGUUUGCCUCAGCCCUCUUCUUUGUACACACACUCCCUUGAUCAAACCAUUGAUACUUUAGAUGUUUCUUAUCAACAGAAUUGAUUGUCCAUAAGCACUGUUCUCAGUCAUGGAAAGGCUGAGUUUUGUAUUUAGGAGGUCAGAGCUCCAACACAAAAUAGAGACUAACGCAAAAUAUCCAGAGCAACAAAGGGGCACACAAUUGAAAAAGACAUUUUCUUUAUGUAUUAAUAUGUUAAUUAAAUGGGAACAAAGAUUUUAUAUGAAAUGAGUUUAUAUUACAUUUCCAUUAUACUAGUAAGUUAGCAUGAAAGUUUGCCGUUAAAAUAAAGUGUUACCUCUUUUAUUACUAACUCUGAUUUGCUUAUAUAUACCAGAAAUUUUUUUAUUAAAUAUUUUAUUAUUUAUUUUUCUCUGUUUUGAUUAGUUUCAUAUCAAGUCUGAAUACUAUAUUAUUUGGGAGAAUCCAGAACUACAUAUUAAUUUUUGCAAAAGAAAAUACUCUGAUUAAGAAAGUCAAGAUUUCAUGCACCAGGAUUACCUACUUGAAGGAGAUAUGGUACAGUCUUAGAGUCCCAUAAAAUUCUCCUUUAAAAAAUAAUGUUAUAAUACAGAAGAUGUAUAAACUAUGUAUCUUAGUCAUAAUUUAAGGAAAUAUUUAUUACCCCUUGAAAACCAUCCUACUGCCUCAUAAGGAUUCAAAGAUUAAAUUCUGAAUUGUUAAGUGUAGACAUUAAGACUCGCUUAGCUGCCUAAUAAGAGCUGAGAUUCUUGGGUGGUAGAAAGUCCUGCUGUACUAAAUUCCUAGUCACUUUAAACUGCAGAGAAGUAACGAGCAUAGGUUUCAGUGUGCCUGUUAAUAAGGAGCUGAGCAGGCAUCCACAAAGCCAGAGGAGGAAAGAACCAGUGAUUUUAAGGCAAGAUGAUAGAGCCCCUGCAGAGAGUGUGGAAUAAUUAAAGUGGGAUGAAGACUUGAACAAUGUCACUAGAAAGCCUGAGAACAGUGCCACCAGGCCAGAUCCUUUCCUAUAGAAGAUUAAAAAGAUAUUGGAGCCAAAAGAAGCAAAAAAGAGGUCACAUGCCAGUGUGUGGGCCUUAGUGGGAGCAAACCACACACCUCUCCCUUGCACUUCGAGCAUUUUAUACCCCUGGCUCAGAGAUGGUGCUGUGCUGGAUGACACUUAUAUUCAUUGUCCGGCCAACUAAUGAGUUUGGUCAUUUGUGUUUAGGCUUUUAAAAGAGACUACUCAAAGUCUCUUUACAUUUGCAUUAGUUCUAGUUACUAUUUCUUAAACUAAGGUCACUGAUUGUUCAUACCUUACUAGAAAUCUCUGGUUGUGAUGGGACUCACCCUGGGCUAGUCUCCUAAAUGAGAGCACACUUAGAUUAGCCCUGUUUCUCCUUUGACUAAUAUUAACUAAUUGGCUCCUAGAGUUAACCCCAGAGGGACUUUACUGUGAUGAGCUGUUCUCUGGGGAAACAUGGAAUUCAGCAGGAAAGUAGGAAAACACCAAUUAAAUAGCCAUGGUUCCUUGUCUUUAUACUAGUACCAUUUGAGGGAAAGGAAUUGGAAACAUCUUAAAGCCAGUCAAAGUGCAGCAUGGCUAAGGUUAGACAUGGAAGGCAGAGAAAGAGACAUCCGACAAGGAAGGCUGAAGGACAUGAAGGGCAAGAACACAGUACCAACGCAGAGUGACCCAAGGGCUAACCUUCCAACAAAGAAAUGCGGUGUCAGUCAGGAAAAGCUAAUCCUCAAAGGGGGUUUUGAGGAGCUUCCUGCUGCAUGUUAUUAAAUAUUACAUGCCUCUCAAGUCUCUACAACAUUUCUUAGAGGACGUUGAAUUGGAUAUUGAUUUGAUUUUCUUUACGCUCCCUCUAAUCUCAGGAGGUAGCCACUGUUGAAUGAGAAUUACCCUGCUCGGUCUUUCUGUAAGGCUGCCAACAUGGCAGUGGUUCAGCCCACCCCCUAAGCCGUAGGACAGCCAGCAUCGGAGGAAAAUGGCUGUGCAAGCUCCUACGUUUUAUUUUAUUAAAGAAAAGAUAUCUUGCAGGUGUCUGUGCUUGCAACAUGAAGACAGAUAUAGCUUCCCUCCUUGCCAGCAAGCUUGUACGAGCCCCAAAACAAGAAUAUUUAGGACUUACUUUAAAAAGAUUCAAAUCUUGAAUUUCUAAACUAUCCUCCCAAACUUUACCAUUGAGGCUAGCAGUUAACUAAUUGAGUGUUCUACAAAGUAAUAAAAUGUUCUAAGUGAUAGUAAUGACCCUGGUAGCAGAAUUUUGUAAUACAUCUUCCCUCAGCUUUAUUCAUUCAGGAAGCUUUUCUUGGAGAUCUGCCAUGUCAGGUGCAGGGAACCAGGUUGGGUGUUAGUUUUUCUGUUCUUUGUUUUUGUGUUUUUUACUCCUGGUUAGUAUUUGCUUUUCUCAUGUUCAGAUUCUUAAUCCUUACUUUACCAAAACAGAAAAACCUUUAUCAUUAGCUUUUAUCAGAAAAUGUCAUAAUUGGCCUAGGCCAACGAGCUUCUCCUCAGGUGCUCAGGAGGCCCCUGCCCUGUAGGGAGCUCCCAGGCUUCCAUUUACUGAGGCCAGCUGCACAUCCACCAUGUGAGAGGCUGUGGUAGAGGCAGCUGAGAAUGCAAACAAGGCCUAGUUGAAAUCUUUUGGCGGAGACAGGACGAUUAAGUGGCAGAUGUGUUUGAUAAGUGGCACUAUCAAUAGAGGCUCUUGGGAGAUUUCCCAGGAUAGAAAGACCACUGUGAGGCAGUGUGUCCAGGGAAGCAGCCUGUUGACUUAGCUGAGUAAGCUCAUUAGGUUACCUACCUCCAAAGAAAUAUUAAAACACUACCUUAAACCCCUCGACAUCUUCAGUUUUUCCAUUCCACUCUUCUAUGCCAAUAUUUUUUGUGUUUCCUUCACACUCCUUUUGUCAGUACAUGUCUAAAAGUAUUUCAGCUGUGCAAAUUAAAGAGUUUUUCUGUAACUUCAGAAAAGAGGAUAGCAAAUAUGAAGCCUUAAGUUCAAAAUAAACCAAUCUACCUAGAUAUGUAGACUCAGUACCCCCAUUGUGUUAAACCAUCAGCUCUACCUACAGUUCUCGCAAAGCAGUCCCUUUCCUAAAAAGCCAAACGUCAUACCUUUCUCCUAUUUGCUAAGAACGUCUUUAAUUUCAGGAAAGCACAUUCUAGAUGCUAUCCAAAACAGAUUUUAAAAUGACAUCCUAAGAAACCACAUUUCAACCAUCAAAGCAGACAACAGAAACCACGUCAUCCCUAUGUGUUCAAACACCCUUGCAAAAACUAUAACCAUCUAGGCAAUUCAUCUGGUCACAGGUGAUAAAACACUUUGAAAGCAUAGGUCAGAUGUCAAUGGGAAAUAUCAGUGUUUUGAACAACACAAGAUAAGUGUAAGAUGGCCAUAAAAAAAGAAAUCCCAAUUUCCACAUUGGAGCAGGAAAAGUCUGAGUAUGAAAAGUGAAGUGUAUGCGUCCAAAUUAUUACUAAUAUUUUCUUUAUGUAGCUCUUGUCAAAUUGUACAACCUGGAGUCUUCUUUUGAGUUUCCUGAACAAUCUUUAUGAAACAAAAAACUAAAUUUUUCCCCUGCCUCACAAUGGGGGCCUCAAUUUCUGAGUACCCUGGAUUCAGAAUCGUAAGAGCUGAAAGGGAAUCUGGACUCCAUUAUUACUAAGAUCCCAGGCAAAAGGACCAUCCUGGCAGUCUUUGCCAGCUCACUAAUCUCUGCUUUUGUUAAUUUUUGAACAUGAAAUGGGGGGGGGGGG